AUGGCAAAAAGGAAAAUUCGAGAAGAAGAGGACGACGAAAGCGGCGCUGUUCUCAUUUCUGUUAAACAAGUCAUUUUCUCAAAGAAGAUUUCUUUACGCUCUAUAGGUGCCUCUCCUCGUUGUCGACGGUCAAAUAGGCGAGUUCACAGAUUUGCAAACUCUAGGCAUCAGGGGAUGUUGAACAGCGGUUUGUUUGAUUGCUAUUUGAGGAAUUUGUGGAGGAAUUUUCCAGAAGAUAAGAUUUCGGAUUUUAUAUAUCUUGACUGCUUAUGGUUUUCUUUGUACACGGAAGAAUCUUACAAAGGGGAGGUGCUGACUUGGAUUAAGAAUAAGCACAUAUUCUCAAAGAAAUACGUCUUUAUUCCUAUUGUCCUCUGGAGUCACUGGAAUCUAUUGAUCAUCUGCAACUUUGGUGGAAGUUCGCAAUUGGAACUUAAAACUUCAUGCAUGUUGUUGCUAGAUUCACUUCGAAUGGCUGAUGACCCAAUGAGGCUUGAACCUCUGAUAAGAAAGUUUGCCCUGGACAUUUAUGAAGCAGAAGCAAUGCCAAAAAGCAAAGCACGUGUUUCUCAGAUACCUCUCCUGGUGCCUGAGGUUCCCCAACAAAGAAACGAAAAGGAUUGUGGAUAUUUCGUGCUUUACUAUAUAAGUAAGUUUGUGAAUGGUGCCCCUGAAAAUUUUUGCAUCACUGAGGGCUACACUUGCUUUAUGAAGGAGGAUUGGUUUGAUCUCGAAGACUUCAAUGGCUUCCGUGACAAACUCAAAUCUGACAGCAUAUAGAUUUAUUGCGGAUGCCUGGAUGAGAUAUCUUAUUUACUUCCAUUGUUAGGAAUCAAAAAUCACGGUGAUAAAGAUGCAUGUAUCAUGUAUGUGAAGAAAAUGGACAUUGUAGGUAACAAUACCAAUGGAGUGAAUGCUAUUGCUGG
Pistacia vera is the source of this 926-nucleotide messenger RNA. Its product is annotated as probable ubiquitin-like-specific protease 2A. NCBI's taxonomy places the organism in Eukaryota, Viridiplantae, Streptophyta, Magnoliopsida, Sapindales, Anacardiaceae. Bases 1 to 780 code for a protein of 259 amino acids. Gene Ontology annotation, molecular function: cysteine-type peptidase activity. The record is from RefSeq and is a predicted model, not a curated record. Gene Ontology annotation, biological process: proteolysis. The transcript is spliced from 7 exons.